AUGAUGCAUUUGCCCGACAGACGUGGAUUUAUAUUGACGUCUGUGGUCCUCAUGGUGUUGGGUUGUUUGCCGAAAGCGGCGUCCGCCGAGCUCUCCUACUCCGUCUCAGAGGAGGUGAGCCCGGGGACCUCUGUCGGAAACAUCGCAAAGGAUCUAAACCUCAACGUCCAGGACUUGGAGUCCCGCGUGUUCCGGAUUGUAACCGGGUCAAAGAAAAAAUAUUUCGAGGUAAACCUGAAGACCGGCGCUCUGUACGUUAUCGAGAGGGUCGACAGAGAGGAGCUCUGCGCAAAGGCAGCCAAGUGUACGAUAAAUGUCGAGGCUGUGAUCAACCAGCCACUGAAGCUCUACCGCGUCGGGAUUCAUAUUCUCGAUGUGAACGAUAAUGAUCCAUCCUUCAGCGCAAAAUCACAAAAUAUCGAUAUCGCAGAAAGCAUCCUGCCCGGAGCUAAGUUCCCUGUUCUGUCCGCCUACGACGCUGACGUGGGGAGAAACGAUAUCAGCACGUACAAGUUGAAUGCAAAUGAGUAUUUUUCUUUGGCGGUGCACAGAGGAGAGAGGGUGUCUGCAGAGUUGGUGCUGCAGAAAGCUUUAGACCGAGAAACACAGCCUGUCGUUAAACUCACGCUGACCGCUGUAGACGGAGGAACACCUGCAAAAUCAGGGACGUCGGAGAUAAUCGUCAAUGUUUUGGACAACAAUGACAACAUCCCGGUAUUUACAAAAUCAUUAUACAAAACCAGUAUUGCAGAAAAUGUACCAGCUGGAACUACAAUACUAACUCUAACUGCAGCGGAUGCCGAUGAGGGAAUAAACAAAGAGAUUUCAUAUUCUCUGAGCACAAAAGAUCAGGAUGACGUCCUGAAAAUAUUUGAUAUUGAUUCGGAAACAGGUGCAUUAAUUGUUAAGGGGAAUAUUGACUUCGAGGAAAAUCCCGUAUUUGAGAUACGUGUGCAGGCCAGAGACAAAGGUCAGCCUUCUUUGGCAGCACAGUGUAAAGUUUUGGUAGAGGUGGUAGACCUCAAUGACAAUACUCCUGAAAUUAGUGUGACUUCACUAUUGACCACAGUAAGGGAAGACACACAGGUUGGCAUCGCCAUUGCUCUUGUGUCGGUUCUGGAUGAAGACGGUGGCAAGAAUGGUGACGUAAAAUGCCACGUCACCGAUAUAGUCCCUUUUAAACUGGAGGCAAAUUAUAAAAACUAUUAUUCUUUAGUGGUCGAUGGUCCCCUUGACCGAGAGAGAUCCCCUCAAUACAAUGUCACUAUAUCCGCGACUGAUGAAGGCAGUCCGCCUCGAGCCAACACGACCGUUAUAACGGUUUACAUUGCUGAUGUCAAUGAUAAUGCACCGCGUUUCUCCGAGGCUGUGAUUAACGUUUAUGUGAAGGAAAACAGUCCAGUAGGAGCAACUAUUAAAACGGUGUCUGCAGUUGAUGCUGACUUUGGUGAAAAUAGCCAGCUGAUAUAUUCUCUUUUAGACAGUACCAGUAACUCGGUACCGCUUCAGACGAUGAUAAACAUCAACUCAGAGACAGGAGAUAUAGUCAGCCUGCAGUCUUUUAACUAUGAGGAGAUGAAAACGUUCCAGUUUAAAGUUCAGGCCACAGACUCUGGUGCUCCUCCACUCAGCAGUAAUGUGACUGUGAACGUGUUUAUCCUGGAUGAGAAUGACAACAGUCCCGGGAUUCUCGCUCCCUAUUCUGAACACGGCUCCGUUAACAGUGAGAACGUCCCCUAUUCUGCUGAAGCGGGUUACUUUGUGGCCAAGAUCAGGGCUGUAGACGCAGACUCUGGAUAUAACGCUCUGCUUUCUUAUCACAUCUCGGAGCCCAAGGGGAACAGCCUGUUCCGAAUCGGAACCAGCACCGGGGAAAUCCGGACUAAGAGGAGAAUGAGUGACAAUGACCUGAAAACGCACCCGUUGGUGGUGUUGGUUUCUGAUAACGGAGAGCCCUCCCUGUCAGCUACUGUGUCUAUUGAUGUGGUGGUGGUUGAAAGCACAGGUGACAUGCAGACUCCGUUCAGACACGUACCCAUAAAGGAGGAGAGCUUCUCUGAUCUAAACUUGUAUUUGCUGAUCUCCAUCGUGUCAGUGUCAGUGGUGUUUCUACUGAGCCUCAUCAGUUUAAUAGCGGUGAAAUGCCACAGGACAGACGGCAGUUUUAGCAGGUACAGCGCCCCAAUGAUCACCAGCCACCCUGACGGGAGCUGGUCUUACUCUAAAGCUACUCAGCAGUAUGACGUGUGUUUCAGCUCAGACACGCUGAAGAGUGACGUAGUAGUUUUCCCUGCGCCGUUUCCGCCUGCUGAUGCGGAGCUGAUCAGUAUUAAUGGAGGAGACACUUUUAACAGGACUCAGACUUUACCCACCAAAGACAAGUUUGGUUUGAGAAAUGAGCGCAUCUCAUAG
This is a messenger RNA of Lampris incognitus (smalleye Pacific opah), 2412 nucleotides long. Its product is annotated as protocadherin alpha-3-like. Lineage: Eukaryota; Metazoa; Chordata; Actinopteri; Lampriformes; Lampridae. The record is from RefSeq and is a predicted model, not a curated record. Gene Ontology annotation, cellular component: plasma membrane. The transcript is spliced from 2 exons. Gene Ontology annotation, biological process: homophilic cell-cell adhesion. Gene Ontology annotation, molecular function: calcium ion binding. The coding region runs from base 1 to 2412 and encodes 803 amino acids.